Zonotrichia leucophrys gambelii is the source of this 1148-nucleotide messenger RNA. RefSeq names its product retinol dehydrogenase 8-like. The transcript is spliced from 6 exons. Gene Ontology annotation, cellular component: cytoplasm; cytosol. The coding region runs from base 1 to 951 and encodes 316 amino acids. The record is from RefSeq and is a predicted model, not a curated record. NCBI's taxonomy places the organism in Eukaryota, Metazoa, Chordata, Aves, Passeriformes, Passerellidae. Gene Ontology annotation, molecular function: estradiol 17-beta-dehydrogenase [NAD(P)+] activity. Gene Ontology annotation, biological process: estrogen biosynthetic process.
AUGGCAAGAAGAAAUGUCCUCAUUACAGGUUGCUCCUCAGGAAUUGGGCUGGCAAUAGCUGUAAAAAUGGCAAAAGAUGAACAGAAAAGAUUUAAAGUGUUCGCCACAAUGCGGAACCUGGCCAAGAAGGAGCCACUGGAGGCAGCUGCAGGUCACAGGCUGGGCAAAACCCUCGAGAUUAAACAACUGGAUGUCUGUGAUGAGCAGUCUAUUAAAACCUGUGUGAACAGCAUCCCUGACAGAAGGAUCGAUGUCCUGGUGAGCAAUGCUGGAAUGGGGCUCAUUGGGCCUAUUGAAUGUCAGAGCAUUGAGGAAAUGAAAACUGUGAUGGACACCAACUUCUUUGGCCUGGUUCGGCUCCUGAAGGAGAUCCUGCCUGACAUGAAGAGGAGAAAGAGUGGGCAUAUAGUAAUCAUAAGCAGUGUUAUGGGAAUACAAGGUAUCUUAUUUAAUGAUGUUUAUGCUGCAUCUAAGUUUGCUGUGGAAGGAUUCUGUGAAAGUUUAGCUAUACAAGCACUCAAGUUCAAACUGCAGUUAAGUUUGAUUGAACCAGGCCCAGUGGUUACAGAAUUUGAAAGAAAAGUUUUUGAAGAUGGAAUGAAAAUGGAUCUUUCAGCUGCAGAUGAAGAAACAGCUGAGAUGUUUACUAAUAUUUACCUUAAAAAUUACAAGCAAAUUUUCCAGAGCCUGGGACAAAGUGCUGAAGAUGUUGCAGAGCACACAGUAAAGAUAAUUCUUGCAGAAAAUCCACCUUUUCGCCAUCAGACCAACACCUUGUAUACUCCAAUGACAACUUUGAAGUAUGCAGAUCCAAAUGGAGAUCUACCCAUUGACAUAUUCUACAAAAUGGUUUUUCAGCAUGACAAAAUCUUCAGUGCAAGUCUCAACUUCAUCAAAUUGCUAAGGUGGAGAAGCAGAAAGAGCUUUGACCUGGGAAAACCUUCACAAUAAGAAUGAGAUUAUAUAGUGCAAAUUGGAAUUACUUGUUGUAGCUACUGAUGACACAGUGUUAUUCAAAUGCCUUUGCUCUGUAAUUAUGAAAAGGCAUGCAAGAUAUUUGUUUGAGCUUAGCUAAGAUAUUAAUUUCAAUGUGUAUCUCUUGAAUGUUACUGUUUGCAGAACCUUGCAAUUAAAAUCCUCUAACUAUA